This is a messenger RNA of Colletotrichum navitas, 330 nucleotides long. RefSeq lists its product as uncharacterized. The record is from RefSeq and is a predicted model, not a curated record. Bases 44 to 247 code for a protein of 67 amino acids. NCBI's taxonomy places the organism in Eukaryota, Fungi, Ascomycota, Sordariomycetes, Glomerellales, Glomerellaceae. The transcript has a single exon.
UAUCGAGAAUAGUCUGGCAAACUGGGCCACAAUCCGAAUUCUCAUGGCCGAGCCUGUCGCCAGAUGGUUAGUCCAGUCCAUUCUCAAACAGACGGAGAGGAUGAUCCGACCCGGCACACAACUCCUGACCUGGAGCGAAACCAUCAGGCCAGCCGGCAUCUUUCUUUCCAUGCCAGACUGCUCCAACCCAUUUGCAGCGAUAGUGUUCUGUCUGACCGGGCUUUGCCCCUCUCUAAGCCCAAAAUAAGUAAGAACGGCAGCCACCAUUACCAGAAGCAGUUGCCCAUCUACGCCCCAUUUGCGAUAAAAUUUGACCACUAUCCUCUAGCC